Magallana angulata is the source of this 1185-nucleotide messenger RNA. RefSeq lists its product as uncharacterized. The coding region runs from base 322 to 1185 and encodes 287 amino acids. The record is from RefSeq and is a predicted model, not a curated record. NCBI's taxonomy places the organism in Eukaryota, Metazoa, Mollusca, Bivalvia, Ostreida, Ostreidae. The transcript is spliced from 6 exons.
AACUUGAUGCUUGACGCGAGAGCUCUUCCAGCUGACUUAAACUUGAGUAACAGUUAUAAGACUUCAGAUUAAUUGAUUGAUUUUAUUGAGGAUUAAUACCUUUUGUAACUGUUUGUAUCGACUAUGGAAUAAUCGACGCUUAAAGACUCUGGCUUUUUAUUUGUCGGCGACACAUUGGAUUGCCAUUGAUGUGUAUAUCCUCCCCAAUCGUCAAUACAUUGAACACAUUUGUAUAUAAGACUUAGUUCUCACACAAAUACAAACAUUGUGUGCUUUGUCGUUACCUCGUGUUUUGGUUGGCUUUCUUAAUCAGAGGGUAAUAUGACCAAUGCAGGAGUGACUGUGUUUCCCUGGGCGGAAUAUAUGGUCACGAACAGGAAUUGUGGGACAGUUACGGACCAGUCCCAGAAAAUUCUGACCAGUACAGGGAUUGACUUGGACAAGGUGUUAUUCCUGUCCCCGGAGACCGAGGAACUGAAACAUAUACUGAGUACUCACGAAAAUGGACACAUUUUACGCGUUCACACAAUCAAGGACCUGAACGAUCUGGCCGUAUUGCUGUACGGGAAACCCCUCCUAAUGAGGAUUAAUCUCGUUCAUACCGAGGUCUCCAGCAAAUACAGCGCCGACAAAAUUACUAUCUGGGAAGGUGAUUUUGCUUGUGUGGUCAACACGAGUCAUCGGCAAGUAUCCUCUCAGCUGGAAUGGGCACUGAAACAAGCCGAGACUCAUUUGAAUAAAGGAAAUAAAUUUUGUAUAGAGAUAGAACUGGGGGAUGUGGUAGAGGGAUGGUAUCUACAAAGUCUCGACCUUUUUUCCGGCUGUGACGAUUUCCACUCCACAAAGACCAGGAAUUCCCGCCUAAUCUUGACGAACCACACGCCCUACAACCACUGUUUUGACUGUCGCCCCAAGUGGUGGCUGUGCCUUGGGCCCUGUUGGCUCUUGGCGGCACCUGUGUAUUAUGUUUACAGACAUUUAACUUGUUAUGAUUUCAAACUAAAGAUAAAGGCUCCAGUAACCUCUUUACCGGGAGCAAGACGGAAAAGCAUGCAUUCUGUGUCAUCUCAAAACUUCAUGAUGGUCAGUUAUAAGAAGGAGGGGUCAGUCUCGUGUAAGCUUGUCCAGGAUCCCUCUCAGACCUCUGAACUCAGCACGUAUGGAUCCAUGGUCGAACAAGGAUGA